AAGUGGUCACUUUUAUCUGGCGAGUGUCCAGACCUCCCCUUCUUAGACCGUGCUCCUCCAUCAUCGAGCGUCCAACUAUUGAGAGUUGCACUGUUCUUUACGCUCUAAAGAGUCAUGGCCUCGUCUGCUGUCGGCUGUAAAAGAAACGUCUUUAUAGUUUUGCCUUCACAGCCUCUGUUCUCUUUUCACUUUACGUGACUUGCUGUUUUGAUUGUUCUUUUAUCUGUGGUGUGUAUGAGAAUGUGAAUUUUUGUUUAUUUUCGAAGCGAGGUGUUCGGGGUUUUAAUUGUAUUGCAAGGGAAUUAAAAUAUGGCUUUAGAAAGUUUGUGCGGAUUGGACUCGAAGUUCAGCCAACUUAGUUUUAAGCCCUUGUGGAAAACAGAGUCAAAUGUGUUAAAUGAGAAUGAAUACACUGGUAAUUUUUGUAAUAAUGUAAAGUUGGCGUUGCCUCCAUUUUCAAAUCCUUCAGGUCAGCUGGGUACAUUUUCUUCUGAUGACAAUGGAAAACCCAUUAAAAUCCAUUUUGAUCAUGGAACUACAACUUUAGGUUUCGAGUAUCAGGGUGGAGUUGUUUUGGCAGUUGAUUCCAGAGCCACUGGGGGGCAGUACAUUGGCUCCCAGGACGUGAAGAAGGUGGUGGAGAUCAACGACUACCUGCUGGGAACGCUCGCGGGGGGAGCGGCGGACUGCAUGUACUGGGACCGCGUGCUGGCCAAGCAGUGCCGCCUGUACGAGCUGCGGAACCGCGAGAGGAUCUCCGUGGCCGCAGCUUCCAAGCUCAUGGCCAACAUGGUGUACAACUACAAGGGCAUGGGGCUGUCCAUGGGCAUGAUGAUCGCCGGCUGGGACAAGAGGGGACCCGGACUGUACUACGUGGACAGCGAAGGGACUCGAACCAAAGGGAAGGUGUUCUCCGUCGGCUCGGGGUCGGUGUAUGCGUUCGGGGUGCUGGACUCUGGAUACAAGUGGGAGCUAGCAGACGAGGACGCGUACGAAUUGGGCCGCAGGUCCAUCUACCACGCGACAUUCCGAGAUGCGUACAGCGGUGGCACGGUCAGAGUGUACCACAUGAAGAGCACAGGCUGGGUGAAUAUCUCCAACGAAGACUGCAAGGAUCUGCAUUACAAAUAUGCAGAACAGAAGAAAGCUACCAUGCAGUGAUUGAACAUUGGUUUUUAAACAUGUAUUGAGGCUUCUGUUUAAUAACACAUUGCAAGUUCAAAAUAUUUUCUUCGGCAGAACUUUCCAGCUCAAUUAAAAAAGUAAUUUAAUCUA
Messenger RNA from Bacillus rossius redtenbacheri, 1275 nucleotides. RefSeq names its product proteasome subunit beta type-5-like. NCBI's taxonomy places the organism in Eukaryota, Metazoa, Arthropoda, Insecta, Phasmatodea, Bacillidae. Gene Ontology annotation, cellular component: proteasome core complex. Gene Ontology annotation, molecular function: threonine-type endopeptidase activity. The record is from RefSeq and is a predicted model, not a curated record. The transcript is spliced from 5 exons. Bases 310 to 1161 code for a protein of 283 amino acids.